Molecule: messenger RNA, 750 nt
Organism: Myzus persicae (green peach aphid)
Lineage: Eukaryota; Metazoa; Arthropoda; Insecta; Hemiptera; Aphididae
Gene: REPTOR-BP
Product: cAMP-responsive element-binding protein-like 2
Exons: 4
Coding region: 146-559 (137 amino acids)
Biological process (GO): regulation of DNA-templated transcription
Cellular component (GO): nucleus
Molecular function (GO): DNA-binding transcription factor activity
Source: RefSeq, a predicted model, not a curated record
AUUGAAAAUAUUGUUUCCUUAUCAUUGUCACACAAUUUGUUAUUUAUAAACAUUGGACAUUCCCCAUUCGCGGGUUUUCGAUUUUGGAUUUGGUCACUAUUUCUGAGUCAAAUACUGACGAUUUACGACGAACAUCAACGGCAAUAUGGAUUUCGAGGAAUCAUUCAUCAACGCUCAGGAUUUCGACAGUCUCGUCCAAGUGGAACAGGCGCAGGAGAUGAAAGAGAGCACCACUACGACUCCGCCUCCAGUCGCCAACAAACGGGGACGCAAGCCCGGAAAGAAGUCCAGCGACAAAGUGGACAUCAGAGCCAAACUAGAGAGGAGCCGGCAAAGUGCCCGGGAGUGUCGGGCAAGAAAAAAGUUACGUUACCAAUACUUGGAGGAGUUGGUGACAGACCGUGAAAAGGCGGUCAUAUCUCUGCGACAGGAACUGGACAAAUACAGAACAUGGUGUGUCGAAGUUGAUGAAGGCAGGAUUCCAGAAGGUUUGCCGGGGCUCUUGGACGAAUUAGGAGCUGUGAAACAAGAAUCUGCUGGCGGUGUACUUAUCAUGUAACAUUUUAUUAUUAUUUUUAUUGUUUGUGCCAUUGUUUCCAUUACAUAAUAUGGGUUUUUAAUUUUUUUCUGAAGAUUUUCAAUUUAUUAUGUUAAAAUAUUUAAUAUUACAAGUAUAUGAUAAUGUUUUGUUUACAAAUAAUUAAUAUUUGAUAUUUAAUCUUAACAAGUAAAAUAUACUUUACUUAUUCA